AUGCAUUUGCUCAUGACCUGUUUAGCAUGCAAACAGAGUGGAAUAUCUUUUGUAGCUGUCCAUGACUCUUUCUGGACUCAUCCAGGCGAUGUGGAAAAGCUCAAUUCCCACAUCCGCCAAGAGUUUGUUCGUUUGCACAAGUCUGAGAUAGUGGCCAAUCUUCGAGAAGACUUGAAACAUGUCAAUCGAAACGCUUUUCAGGUUGUGUGGGUAGAUAAUACCGAGGCGAAGGACUUUAUUGUGGAGCUUAGCAAGUUGCGCCAACAAUACGGGCCUAGCAGAAACUCACCUUCAGCUUGGAAUAUAUGCCUUAAUGAAGAGUUCUCUGCCAACACAGAAGUGGAAAACUUGGUGGAGAGAUACCGGCCUGAGCUACUUUAUGAUUGUGGAAAGCAUGCCAUCGUGUAUGAUUCAAAGAGAGAAGUACGAGAGAGGGGAAAGAUAUCCAACAGAACGCAUACGCCCAUCCUUGUGCCCGUACAAAUCACAGAGAAACCGGAGUUGGGCGACUUGGACAUAGACCUUGUGCUUGAGAGCAAGUACUUCUUCUCUUGA
This is a messenger RNA of Clavispora lusitaniae ATCC 42720, 555 nucleotides long. NCBI's taxonomy places the organism in Eukaryota, Fungi, Ascomycota, Pichiomycetes, Serinales, Metschnikowiaceae. The record is from RefSeq and is a predicted model, not a curated record.